GCCUUUGCACCUCGCUAUUAUCCAUGAGCAGACAGCUGUGAUCAAGCAGCUGAUUGAGGUCAUUGUUAGCAUCCCCAGCCAGCAGAUCAUCAACAUCUCCAACAACCUGCAGCAGACGCCACUGCAUCUGGCAGUCGUCACCAAGCAGCCCCAAGUGGUCCAGCUCCUGCUGCAAGCCCGCGCUGACCCCACCUUGCUGGACCGCUACGGCAAUUCCCCGCUGCACUUGGCACUCCAGGCUGGUGAUGAAGAGAUGCUGAGGACGCUGCUGGCCCACUUGGGCUCAGCUGCCCCUUACCUGCUCCGCCUGCCCAAUUUCCAUGGCCUCCUGCCUGUGCACUUGGCCGUGAAGGCAAAGAGUUUGGCCUGCCUGGACCUGCUGGUCAGGAAGGGAGCGGAUGUGAACGCAGUGGAGAGGCAGGGUGGGAGGACCCCACUGCACCUGGCCGUGGAGAUGGAGAACCUGAACAUGGCCACCCACCUAGUGAAGAAGCUGGGAGCAGAUAUCAACAGCCGGACUUUUGCUGGGAACACUCCCCUGCACCUGGCUGCUGGCCUGGGCUCACCCACCCUCACCAAACUGCUCCUCAAAGCUGGGGCAGAUGUGCUGUGUGAGAAUGAUGAGCCACUGGCAGGGGGCAGCCUGGGGGGGCUGCUGGAGGCGCUGGACUCCAUGGGGCUCCGCAAGGCCGUGAGGAUGCUCCACAAAACAGAGGCGCUGGAGAAGCUGCAAAGCACAGGUAUGGGGAGUGAGGGUCUCAUGGAGGGGUCCCUGCUGCCCUCCUGA
This is a messenger RNA of Apaloderma vittatum (bar-tailed trogon), 787 nucleotides long. Its product is annotated as nuclear factor NF-kappa-B p100 subunit-like. The record is from RefSeq and is a predicted model, not a curated record. The annotation marks the transcript as partial. Gene Ontology annotation, molecular function: protein binding. Lineage: Eukaryota; Metazoa; Chordata; Aves; Trogoniformes; Trogonidae. The transcript is spliced from 6 exons.